This is a messenger RNA of Closterium sp. Yama58-4, 4560 nucleotides long. Lineage: Eukaryota; Viridiplantae; Streptophyta; Zygnematophyceae; Desmidiales; Closteriaceae. The record is from the annotation of a GenBank genome assembly.
AUGUACAUCACUCUCUACUUCAUCGUCACCCGCCUCCCUGACUCUCUUCGCGCAGUCAGGGACCACUUUCUCGCCCUUGACCCCACAGACCUCACUGUCGACCUGCUCGAGAAGCAUCUCCUUGCAGCUGAGACUAGCAUAGUCGCUGUAGGUGCUUCUCGUGGCACUCCUCGCACUCCCUUCUUUGAGGGGUGUUCCCCCUCCCCCCUUGCCCCCUCUGUCGCUUCUGCUGCUGCAGUUGACUUUCUUCGUGCUGAGGAGGUCAGGGCUGUGUCUGCUCCUAGUGGAAGGCGCUGCGGCGGCAAGGGCAAGGGAGGCAAGGGUGGUGGGGGUGGCGGCGGUGGAGGUGGUGGUGUCGGCGGUGGAGGUGGUGGUGGUGGCGGUGGGGGUGGCGGUGGGAGUGGUGGUGGGGGUGGAGGCUUCAGUGGCGGCGGUGGUGGUAGCGGUGGGAGUGGUGGCGGCGGUGGUGGCAGCAGUGGGAGUGGUGGCGGCGGCAGUGGUGGCGGUCGGGGUGGAGCGGUCCAGAGGGGAGGUUCUGGCGGUGGCCAGAGGCAGCAGCAGCAGCGUCCGCGUGAGACCCUUACGCCCCAGCAGCUUCGUGAGUUGUUUCCUCAGCGUGGGGCGUCUAGGGGUAGUGUUCGCUGCCAGUACGUCAUUCACACAGGCGAUCGGGCUAGUCAGAUAUGUGGGAAGGUUGGUCACACACAGUACCGCUGCUUCUCCCGUCUUGACGACGCCUGGCGCGCAGAGUUUGGCAACGAGGCUGAGAUCCCCCGCUGGCUAGAUCUACUUAGGAACAAUGUGGAUAUAUUUGCUCUUGACUAUGACGCUAUCCUUGCUGGCAUGUAUGCUUUGACUGUUAGUGCUGAGGGUGACUGUUACCUGUGUGUGCCGCCCGACCCAGGUAUAGAGGCUGCUGCUCUAGGUGCUAGUGCGUCAAAUAUCUCUGGUACUGCGCCUGCUGAGGCCUUGCACACCUUCACGCUUGACUCAGGUGCUUCCCGCUGCUUCUUUCGCGACAGUACCACAGUCACACCACUCCCUGCACCUAUUGCAGUAUCCCUGGCUGACCCCUCAGGGGGCCCGGUUCUUGCACGUUCCUCCACUGUUCUCCCGUUCCCGGCGGUUCCGUCUAGCUCAUUGUCAAGUCUUCACCUCCCCUCGUUCUCUACGAACUUGGUGAGUACUACUGCCCUCCACGAUGAGAUGGUCACUACCACCACUCCUGGGGGUCAGCGUGUGUUGAUCUUCACGUGUGCACACAUGGGCUAUUACCUGGCCACGUUCACCCGUCAGCCUGGGUCGAGUCUGUACACACUGACUACUGAGCCUACUCAGGUGGCUGCGUCUGGUCAGGUGUCCGCGUCAGGUCAGGUAGCAGCCCCCUGUUCGUGUCGCCUCCUCACGCACCAGACUCUCCUUUGGCACCACCGCCUUGGUCACCCCUCCCUGCCACGCCUCCGUGGCAUGCACUCCCGCCUCCUUGUCUCCGGUCUUCCCAGGUCUCCUCCCCUCCCGCCCUCGACUACGCCACCCUGCCUUCCUUGCGUCAAGGGGCGGCAGCGCGCCGCUCCUCACUCCUCGUUUCCCCCGACGACUGCUCCCCUGCAGACUCUCCAUAUGGACGUGUGGGGCCCAGCCCGCGUAAAUGGAAAGGACCGCGAGCGAUACUUUCUGCUGGUUGUUGACGACUACUCACGCUACACCACGGUCUUCCCCUUGUGUAGUAAGGGGGAGGUCCCUGAUGUCUUGAUCCCUUGGAUCCGCGCUGUCCGUCUCCAGCUCCGCGAGCGGUUCCACCAGGACCUUCCUGUCGUGCGUCUGCACCCAGACAGAGGUGGUGAAUUCUCCUCCCACCUUCUGCGGGACUUUUGUCGUGGGGAGGGCAUCCUCCAGUCGUUCACGGUUCCGACCUCCCCGCAGAAAAAUGGGAUUGCUGAGCGUCGCAUUGGCUUAGUCAUGGAGGUGGCUCGUACCUCCAUGAUCCAUGCGGCUGCUCCCCGUCUUCUGUGGCCGUUUGCUGUCCGGUACGCUGCGCAUCAGCUCAACCUCUGGCCUCGUGUCUCCUUGCCGGAGACCUCGCCUACACUGCGUUGGACGGGGGAGGUUGGCGAUGCGUCGGUGUUCCGGGUCUGGGGCUCUCGUGCCUUUGUCCGCGAUACCACCGCGGACAAGCUCUCCGCUCGUGCCAUUCCCUGCGUCUUCCUUGGCUUUCCCACUGACGCGCCUGGCUGGCAGUUUUACCACCCCACCUCGCCCCAUGUUCUGUCCUCUGAGGAUGUCACGUUUGACGAGUCGGUUCCCUUUUACCAUCUCUUCCCCUACCGCACUGCCCCGCUCCCCCCCCCGCCUCUCUUCCUCGCUCCAGGUCCCCCUCCGGUAGACCCCCUUCCCCCUCAGGGUCCUGCUCCUUCAGGUGUGUCUCAGGUAGACCCACUCCCCUUGGCUGAGCCUCUUGAGGUCACUUCUGACACCUCUGGCCCAGCUGAGGGGGGUGACGUUGCUGCUGACGACGCGGCGGCCCCCCGCCGCUCACCACGCUUGGAGACCCCUCCGGGUUUUCCACCUCGACCGUCUUCGCCGCCUCUGCAGCCGGUUGCUGUCGACUCUGGUGCUGCUGGGGGUGGUGCUGCUAGGGGUGCUGAGUCUAGGGGUGCUGAGCCUGAGCGUGCGGAGCCUGAGGGUGCUGGGUCUGGGGGUGCGGAGCCUGGGGGUGCUGAGCCUAGGGGUGCCGAGCCUGCGGGUACUGAGUCUGGGGGUGCGGAGCCUGGGGGUGCUGCGCCUAGGGUUACUGCGUCUGCUGUAGUGGCGCUGCUGGAGCUGGAGGCACUGUCGCUGGAGGCGCUAGCGCUGGAGGCACUGCCGCUAGAGACGCUGGCGCUGGAGGCACUGACGCUUGAGACGCUGGAGCUGGAGGCGCUGGAGCUGGAGACCCUGGAGCUGGAGGCGCUGGUGCUAGAGGCCCUUGAGCUGGAGGUGCUGGCGCUGGAGGCUCUGGAGCUGGCGGUACUGGUGUUGGAGACACACACUAUGGCAUUUCGUCCUUCCUCUGUUCCACUACGAGUUUCCCUGCCAUCUCCUCUAACGUCCUCUCUUCCUCACAUUCCGGACCCUGAGUUUGACUUUGUUCGUGCUGCCAGCCCUACUGUCACGCGUCUCCUAGCCACUGUUGUCACUGACCCUUCUUUUGAGUCUACUGCUGCUGCUGCGUGUCGUCUAGACUACGCCGCUAGUCUUGUUGUUGAGUCUGAGUCUGUCUGUCCUCCGUCUGUCGGGGGUGAGUGUGCUCUUGGCACGGACGUCCUUGAGGACAGGCAGGAGGACUUUGAGUGUCUUGCAGCUGCUGUACCUCAUCUCGUGGCCAUGCUGCUUGCACCUGAGGGAGACCCGGAUGCACUGGACAUCCUGACCCCGCGCUCUUACGCAGAGGCGAUUACGGGUCCCUACUCCUCUCAGUGGCAGACAGCCAUGGACGCAGAGAUGGCAUCCUGGAAGUCCACAGGCACUUACGUCAACGUAGGAGUUGACUUCUUCCAGACCUUCUCCCCUACUCCGAAGAUGACCACUCUUCAUGUGUUGCUGCACGUUGCCGCUCAUCGUGACUACGAGCUUCACUCUCGUGACUUCUGCACAACUUUCUUUCAGGGCAACCUGCACGAUGAGAUUUGGCAGCGCCCUCCUCCUGGCUUCACUGGGUCAUUUCCUCCUGGUACCCAGUGGAGCCUCCGACGGCCAGUCUACGGUCUCCGCCAGGCGCCUCGUGAGUGGCACGACACACUGAGGACGACACUUGCGGCUCUUGGGUUUGCUCCUUCCACUGCUGACCCGUCGUUGUUUCUGCGCACCGACACUUCGCUGGAGCCAUUCUACAUCCUCAUGUAUGUCGACGGCUUGGAUUUUGCCACUGCUGACUCUCAGGGACUUGCCCUUGUGAAGUCGGAGCUGCAGAUGAGACACACGUGCACUGAUCUGGGUGAGCUGCGCAGCUACCUUGGCUUGCAGAUCACCCGAGACAGAGCACGGCGCACCAUCACCCUGACUCAGUCACACAUGGUGCACCAGGUCCUUCAGCGCUUCGGCUUCCGGUUCUCCUCGCCACAGUCCACUCCUCUGCCUACUGGUCACUCGCUCUCAGCUCCACCUUCGGACGAGUCCGUAGAGCCAAGUGGCCCGUAUCUAGAGCUUGUGGGCUGCCUCAUGUACCUGAUGACCUGCACUCGACCUGACCUUGCGUACCCUCUUAGCAUCCUGGCACGCUACGUUGCGCCUGGGAGACACCGACCAGAGCACUGGGAGGCCGCUAAGAGGGUGAUGCGCUACUUGUGCAGUACAUCGGGCAUGGGGCUCGUGCUUGGAGGACGGAGUUCAGUUGUCCUCACUGGACACUCAGACGCUUCUUGUGUUGACGAUCUGGCUACGCAGUGGUCGUUACAGGGUUACACUUUCAGCCUUGGCUCCGGCCUUGUUUCUUGGCAGUCUACCCGCUCGUCUUCUGUUCUUAGCUCCAGUUGUGAAACUGAAAUCUACGCAGGAGCCAUGGCUGCACAGGAGUUACGCUAG